AUGGAGAAUUCAAACAACAUCACAGAGUUUGUCUUCAGGGGUCUGUUCCCAAAUGAAGAGGGGAGGGUAACUUGUUUCGUGUUGUUCUUACUCUGUUAUCUAGCCAUCUUGUUGGGCAAUCUUCUAAUCCUCAUCACCAUCAGAAACAGCCACCUUAGUCAGCAGCCUAUGUACAUUUUCCUUAGUUCCUUGUCUGUCAUGGACCUUUGCUUCACCUCCACAGUUGCUCCAAAGAUGAUCGCGGACCUACUGGUAGAAAGAAAAACCAUCUCCUACAACUCCUGCAUGGUCCAACUCUUUGGGGCUCACUUCUUCGGCGGGGCCGAGAUAUUCAUCCUAGUUGCCAUGGCUUACGAUCGCUAUGUCGCCAUCUGCAAACCGCUCCACUACCUGAUUGUUAUGAACCGGCAGACUUGUCGCUCAUUGGUCUUGGCCUCUUUUGUAGGGGCUUUUCUGCAUUCGAUCUCACAGAUUUUCAUCAUGGUGCGGCUACCUUUCUGUGGCCCCAAUCAGAUCGACCACUAUUUCUGUGACGUGUUUCCUCUGCUGAAGCUCGUCUGUACCGAGACCUAUUUUGCUAAUGUCUCAAUCAUUGUCAGCACUGGUGUACUGUCCCUACUAACCUUUUUUGCCUUGAUUGUUUCCUAUCUCAUCAUUUUAUCCGUCCUGAGAAAACACUCCAUAGAGGGUCGGCAGAAAGCUCUCUCUACCUGUGGUUCGCACAUCACUGUGGUACUCAUGUUUUUCUUGCCCCUCAUCUUUACUUACGUUCCCGUGGCCGAUUCCGUCAGCGAGGAUAAAGUGUUUGCCCUCUUUUACACCAUCAUCGCCCCCAUGUUCAACCCCCUCAUCUACUCGCUGAGAAACACCGAGAUGAAAAAUGCCAUGAGAAAGGUAUGGUAUAGGAAAGUGUUAUCAGAAAGAAAAUAA
Molecule: messenger RNA, 930 nt
Organism: Ornithorhynchus anatinus (platypus)
Lineage: Eukaryota; Metazoa; Chordata; Mammalia; Monotremata; Ornithorhynchidae
Product: olfactory receptor 4P4-like
Exons: 1
Coding region: 1-930 (309 amino acids)
Biological process (GO): G protein-coupled receptor signaling pathway
Cellular component (GO): membrane
Molecular function (GO): G protein-coupled receptor activity; olfactory receptor activity
Source: RefSeq, a predicted model, not a curated record